This is a messenger RNA of Phodopus roborovskii (desert hamster), 4723 nucleotides long. It is a transcript of the gene Fmn1, whose product is annotated as formin 1. Gene Ontology annotation, cellular component: endoplasmic reticulum membrane; actin filament; cytoplasm. Bases 697 to 4308 code for a protein of 1203 amino acids. The record is from RefSeq and is a predicted model, not a curated record. The transcript is spliced from 17 exons. Gene Ontology annotation, biological process: actin nucleation. Gene Ontology annotation, molecular function: microtubule binding. NCBI's taxonomy places the organism in Eukaryota, Metazoa, Chordata, Mammalia, Rodentia, Cricetidae.
CCUUUUCUUUACUUCCUGUCUUUGAUUAGGGGUUUGCAGGAGGCUGUUGAAGUGGGCGAAAUGCUGGGUUUGGGGCCUGGCUGGCCCAGGCCUCUGAUUAAGAUCUGGAUGGGAAAAAAAAGGCUCACUUCACAAAGUCCUUGGGUCGUUUUCUGCUGAUUCAUUUUGGAAUCUCUUGGGCUGCACCAGGGGGUGGUUUAAGACUGUCAGGAUCAGCUUGCCGGUUCAGCACUUUUAGGAACCUCAACUUGCUCACCAAUGAGGAAGUUGAAUGCUACCAGGAGAAUCGUAGGCACGGGGCGGGGCUCCUCCUGAAGUCCAGGGCUGGGAUUACGGGACAGGCUGACUUUGGCUGCGACAAAAAGCCUUUUGUCCUGGGAGUAAAUACGGAAGUCCAGAAGAGCAGCCUGCCUGCCCAUGUGUAGUAAGGUGUGCGGCCUCAGCUGCUGUGGGGCAUAGAGUUGCCCAGACUUAACAAGUUGCCCUGGGCACGCCGGCAUCGAACAAACCGGAAGGGAGGGCUCUGUGACCUGAAAAGAGACCAAGUGUGUUUUCUGAGCUGCUGAAAGCCUGGCUCUCUCCCUGGUCCCGUAGCUGCUCCCUGUCCUGUAAGUCAAGAGCAGAUGGAGCGGAUAAACUGAGCCGAGCAGGGCAGGUAACACAAGGCAGAACUUCUGUCAAGGGCACUGCCGGGACAUGGAGGAGGUUGGUAACACUCUGAAUAGCAGAGAUGUGCUGGAGUCAGACAAAUCCGAAGCCGGACUUGAGAUGGCUCAGUCCAUCCUGAGUAAAUUCUCUAUGAAAUCCCUGUUUGGAUUUACAAGUAAAUUGGACUCCUUGGAUCCUCAAGAGGAAGAUGCUGUGCUGAAGGCAUUUCGCAGUUUAGAGGUGAAUUCUGCUCCCGAGAGAGAUGAUCCCAGCGAAGGCUCAGAUCAGCCACAGGCAGAGGCUCCAGCUCCAGUUCCCCCUGAUAUUGAAAAUGAUGGGAAGUCAGCAAAGGUGGAGACAGGAUCGGAGGGAAGUCAGGGGAAAGCCACACCGGACACCUCUUCCCUUGGUCAUGAGCUGCUUUCACCUGCCACCGUGAGUGCGGAUAGUGAGGAUGUCAUCUGGGUCCAUGGGACCCUGGUUCACACUACCAGUGAUUCUGAUUCUGAAGACGGAGGCCAAGAGGCAGAAGGAAGUGGCCUUGAUACCCGGGUGUCCACCACUGUUGUUUUAUCUGACCCAUGUCAAGAGCCCAAAGGAAGACCGAGAGUUUCGGGAGAAAAUAAUGACACCCGGGAAACUGAUGGUGCAGAACUCUGUGGUGAUUCUCAGAGAACUUUAUCUGAGACAAGUGGCAAACUGGACCCUGAACAAGAUAGUAGCCACCCAGCAGAGCACAGCCACGGGCAGGGCCAGGCUGAAGAAGAAAGGUCCCAAAUCCCACCUGCAGCAACAGACCAGACUGUUGGUGCCACUGAGAGCACUGUUUUUAAAAGAGAGAAAGAAGCUUCUGGAGAGAAGUCGUUCCAGCUUCCAGCUUUCUUCAGUGGGCUCCGUGUGCUGAAGAAGGGAGCUACAGCAGAGGCAGGGGAGACCAUUACUGAAAUCAAACCCAAGGACGGGGACUUGGCUUUGCUCAAGUUGACCCAGCCUGUUCAUAAGUCUCUGGUGCAGGGAGGCCCGCAGACACUGAAGAGCCAGGGUAGAGCUACUGAUCCGAAGGCCACUCCCACUCUCCUGGAGCAACUAUCUCAGCUACUCAAUAUUGACAUGCCAAGAACCGAACUGAAGGAAGCCGACCCCGAGUUCCGUGGAGCCUGCGAGAUGGGCUAUAGUACUGACCAGGAGAGCCAGAAGAGUUCUGGCGAUGCCCAAGUCCAGGGUGGCCAGGUGAAGUCAAAGCCACCAGAAACCGCCCUGGAAGCCUUUAAGGCCUUAUUCAUCCGUCCCCCUAAAAAAGGGACCACCGCUGACACCUCUGAGCUGGAAGCCCUCAAGCGAAAGAUGAGGCAUGAGAAGGAGUCACUGCGCGCUGUGUUCGAAAGGUCCAAGUCAAGGCCAGCAGACAGCCCCUCUGAUCCCAAAAGCCCUGACCAGAGCCCCACAGAGCAGGACGACAGGACUCCUGGCAGACUCCAAGCUGUCUGGCCACCCCCAAAGACAAAAGACACAGAAGAAAAAGUGGGGCUGAAGUACACUGAAGCAGAAUACCAGGCUGCUAUCUUACAUCUGAAGAGGGAGCACAAAGAAGAAAUUGAAAACUUGCAGGCUCAGUUUGAACUUAAGACAUUUCAUAUCCGGGGUGAGCAUGCAUUAAUAACAGCAAGACUUGAAGAAACCAUUGAAAAUCUCAAGCAACAGUUAGACCACCGCUGGGGAGGAAGAUGUGAAGAGAUGAGAGAUGCAUGCAUCUCCACUGAUGACGACUGUCCCCCAAAGGCCUUCAGAAAUGUGUGCAUCCAGACAGACAGAGAGACAUUCCUCAAGCCCUGUGAAAGUGAAAGCAAGACAACUAGAAGCAACCAGAUAGUACCCAAGAAGUUGAAUAUCUCAUUAACCCAGCUCUCUCCCACAAAAGACAGCAAAGACAUCCAUGCACCGCUUCAGACAGUGGAGGGCAUCUCAUCUAGUCAACAGAAGAUAUCGCCUCCACCUCCCACACCACCUCUUCCUCCCCCUCCCAUUCCUCCCCCUCCACCUCUCCCCACUGGACUUGGACCUUUGGCACCAGCACCACCCAUAUCACCUGUGAGUGCUGGGCCACCACCACCACCUCCUCCACCUCCUCCACCACCACCCCUGCCUCCAAGUGCUGGGCCUCCCCCACCUCCUCCCCCACCACCACUUCCCAAUGUCCUGGCUCUUCCCAACAGUGGAGGCCUUCCUCCUCCUCCUCCUCCUCCCCCGGGACUUGCACCCCCACCUCCUCCUCCCGGACUGUCCUUUGGACUCAGCUCUUCUAGCCAGUGUCCUCGUAAACCAGCCAUUGAGCCCAGCUGUCCUAUGAAGCCUUUGUAUUGGACUAGAAUACAAAUAAGUGAUAAGAGCCAAAAUGCCACACCAACUUUAUGGGACUCCUUAGAAGAACCUCAUAUUAGGGACACCAGUGAAUUUGAAUAUUUAUUCUCCAAAGACACAACUCAACAGAAGAAAAAACCCCUGUCAGAGACCUACGAGAAGAAGAACAAAGUCAAAAAGAUCAUCAAGUUACUGGAUGGAAAACGAUCUCAAGCUGUGGGAAUCUUGAUAUCUAGUUUACAUCUAGAAAUGAAGGAUAUCCAACAGGCCAUAUUUAAUGUGGAUGACUCUGUGGUUGACCUGGAGACUCUGGCAGCAUUAUAUGAAAAUCGAGCCCAAGAAGAUGAACUGACUAAAAUAAGAAAGUACUAUGAGACAUCCAAAGAAGAAGACUUGAAGCUGCUGGACAAACCUGAACAAUUUCUGCAUGAGUUAGCCCAGAUUCCCAAUUUUGCUGAGCGUGCCCAAUGCAUAAUCUUUAGGGCUGUGUUUUCCGAGGGUGUCACUUCCUUACACAGAAAAGUAGAGAUUGUCACACGAGCCUCUAAGGGCCUGUUGCACAUGAAGAGUGUGAAGGACAUCUUAGCUCUCAUCCUGGCUUUUGGAAAUUACAUGAAUGGAGGAAACAGGACUCGGGGACAAGCAGAUGGAUAUAGUUUAGAAAUUCUACCCAAACUCAAAGACGUCAAAAGUCGGGACAAUGGGAUGAACCUGGUGGACUAUGUCGUGAAGUAUUAUCUGCGGUACUAUGAUCAGGAAGCUGGAACAGACAAGAGUGUUUUCCCACUGCCUGAACCACAAGAUUUCUUUCUGGCCUCCCAAGUCAAGUUUGAAGACCUCAUAAAAGAUUUGAGAAAAUUAAAGCGACAAUUAGAAGCAAGUGAACAACAGAUGAAGUUGGUGUGCAAGGAGUCCCCAAAGGAGUAUCUUCAGCCUUUCAAGGACAAGCUGGAAGACUUCUUCCAGAAAGCUAAAAAGGAACAUAAAAUGGAAGAAAGUCACUUGGAGAAUGCACAGAAAAGUUUUGAAACAACAGUGGGAUAUUUUGGAAUGAAGCCAAAGACUGGAGAGAAGGAGAUCACCCCCAGCUAUGUGUUUAUGGUGUGGUUUGAGUUCUGCAGUGACUUCAAGACAAUCUGGAAACGGGAGAGUAAGAACAUAUCUAAAGAAAGAUUGAAAAUGGCUCAGGCAUCCGUCAGCAAAUUGACAUCAGAGAAGAAAGUAGAAACAAAGAAAAUUAAUCCCGCUGCUAGUCUGAAAGAACGACUGCGUCAGAAGGAAGCCAGUGUGGGCACCAGCUAAGGUGGAAGCAGAAGGAAAUUGCAUUUCGAGAGGAGGCGACCCAAUGCUUCUCUAGACACAAGUGUCAAGGGGAAUUCCUACAGAUCUGUUACAGAACACUUGCUCUGCUUUUCUCCUGAGGUUGCUUGCAGAAAGAGCCCUGUGCCUUCUUGGAGAAGCCCCUUGUUAGCGCCCACAGGAACAAUGCAAUGCUACGUAUGGAAUUAUUACAGGAAUAUUUGGUAAUUGUUUCUUAAAGAAGUCCAAAGUCCACCCUAUCAAAGAAUCAAUCAGAAGAAAUACCAAAAUUUUUCACAUUUUGCUUUAUGCUGAAAUUCUAAGCUUUCCAAUGUAUAAUCAUCAUGUUAUAAAAGGGGUACAUCUUUUAUGGUGAUUGCCUUGAGGGAACUCAAGCCUUGUACCUUACACACUAUAA